CCAGGUGCGUACGCGACGGAGCGAGCUGCGAAGAUGGCGGACGACGAGGCCGAGCAGGAGCGCCUGGGCGCCGGCGGCUGCGCGGCGGAGCUGCGGCGCCUGGGCGAGCGGCUGCAGGAGCUGGAGCGGCGGCUGUGCGAGAGCCGGGAGCCCGCGGUGGAGGCGGCCGCCGCCUACUGCCGGCAGCUGUGCCAGACACUCCUUGAAUAUGCAGAGAAAUGGAAAACCUCAGAAGACCCCUUACCUUUGCUGGAGGUAUACACAGUAGCCAUCCAAAGUUAUGUUAAAGCUCGGCCGUACCUUACCUCUGAAUGUGAGAGUGUAGCUGUGGUUCUGGAGCGCUUGGCCUUAAGCUGUGUUGAACUUUUACUGUGUCUACCUGUUGAGUUAUCAGAUAAACAGUGGGAACAAUUUCAGACCUUGGUGCAGGUAGCUCACGAGACGCUGAUGGAGAGCGGCAGCUGUGAGCUGCAUUUCUUGGCUACUCUGGCUCAGGAGACUGGGGUGUGGAAAAACACAGUACUGUCCACUAUUCUCUCCCAGGGACCACUGGAUAAAGAUAAAGUGAAUGAAUUUUUAGCUUUUGAGGGCCCCAUCUUGUUGGAUAUGAGAAUUAAACAUCUAAUCAAAACAAAUCAGUUAAGUCAAGCAACUGCUCUAGCAAAGCUGUGUUCUGACCAUCCAGAGAUUGGUACAAAAGGGAGUUUUAAGCAAACUUACCUUGUCUGUCUUUGCACAUCAUCACCAAACGAAAAGCUAAUCGAAGAGAUUUCAGAAGUUGAUUGCAAAGAUGCAUUAGAAAUGAUCUGUAAUUUAGAGUCUGAGGGUGAUGAGAAGAGCGCCCUUGUUUUGUGUACCGCCUUUCUAUCCCGGCAGCUCCAGCAAGGAGAUAUGUACUGUGCUUGGGAACUCACUUUGUUUUGGAGUAAACUACAGCAAAGGGUAGAACCAUCAAUACAAGUAUACCUUGAAAGGUGUCGUCAACUUUCUUUGUUAACGAAGACUGUAUAUCACAUUUUCUUCCUGAUUAAAGUUAUUAAUUCAGAGACUGAAGGGGCUGGACUUGCUACCUGCAUAGAAUUAUGUGUAAAAGCUCUUCGCUUGGAAUCUACAGAAAGUACUGAAGUGAAAAUAUCAAUCUGCAAGACCAUUUCAUGUCUGUUGCCUGAUGAUCUGGAAGUUAAGCGUGCUUGUCAAUUGAGUGAAUUUCUUAUUGAGCCUACAGUAGAUGCAUAUUAUGCUGUGGAAAUGUUAUAUAACCAACCAGACCAGAAAUACGAUGAGGAGAAUCUUCCUAUACCAAAUUCUCUAAGGUGUGAGCUCUUACUUGUUCUGAAAACUCAGUGGCCCUUUGAUCCAGAAUUUUGGGAUUGGAAAACCUUAAAACGACAAUGUCUCGCACUAAUGGGAGAAGAAGCGUCUAUUGUGUCCUCGAUUGAUGAAUUGAAUGACAGUGAAGUAUAUGAAAAAGUAGAUUACCAGGAUGACAGCAGAGACACAUCUGUGAAUGGUCUUUCUGGUGGAAUUGGGUCUGAUUCUGGCCUCCUGAUAGAUGCUGAUGAUGAAAAGCAAAAGAAGAAGGAGAUAAAACAGUUAAAAGAAAGGGGGUUCAUAUCUGCUAGGUUUAGGAAUUGGCAAGCCUACAUGCAGUAUUGUGUGCUGUGUGACAAAGAAUUCCUUGGACACCGAAUAGUACGGCAUGCUCAAAAACAUUACAAAGAUGGGAUUUACAGCUGUCCCAUUUGUGCAAAGAAUUUUAACUCUAAAGAGACUUUUGUCCCUCAUGUCACACUGCAUGUUAAGCAGUCCAGUAAAGAGAGACUAGCAGCUAUGAAGCCAUUAAGAAGAUUGGGUCGGCCUCCUAAGAUCACAACCACUCACGAACAUCAAAAGACCACUGCUCACACUGUGGCGAAACAGGAGCAGCGGCCCAUAAAAAAGAAUAGUCUUUACUCGACAGAUUUCAUAGUGUUUAAUGACAAUGAUGGUUCAGAUGAUGAGAAUGAUGACAAAGAUAAAUCUUACGAGCCAGACGUGAUCCCUGUCCAGAAACCGGUACCUGUAAAUGAGUUUAAUUGCCCUGUAACUUUUUGUAAAAAGGGCUUUAAGUACUUCAAAAAUUUAAUUGCUCAUGUAAAAGGGCAUAAGGAUAAUGAAGAUGCCAAACGCUUUCUUGAAAUGCAAAGCAAGAAAGUAAUUUGCCAGUACUGCAGAAGGCAUUUUGUAAGUGUCACCCACCUCAAUGAUCAUUUACAGAUGCACUGUGGCAGUAAGCCGUAUAUAUGUAUACAGAUGAAGUGCAAGGCUGCUUUCAAUAGCUAUGCAGAGUUGUUAGCCCACCGAAAAGAGCAUCAAGUCUUUAGAGCAAAGUGCUUAUUUCCAAAAUGUGGCAGGAUUUUUUCGCAAGCUUAUUUACUGUAUGAUCAUGAAGCACAACAUUAUAACACCUAUACAUGUAAGUUCACGGGUUGUGGUAAGGUGUAUCGUUCUCAGAGUGAGAUGGAAAAGCAUCUGGAUGAUCACAGUGUUCCUGAGGACCAACUUAACCCAUCUGGAAACAAUGUGAAUCAGAGCACAGAGGGGAGCACUGGGGAAAGAAGGUCAGUGCUUCCUUCAGAGAACAGUACUGACAAGAGCCUAGGAACUGGUGAUGACUGGGAUAAAAGCAAAGCAGAGUUAGCUGUGACUAACCAUGGCCACAUCUCUGCCAGUGAACUCAGGCAAGCUAACAUACCAUUGUCAAAUGACCUUGAAAACCCUGAUAAUACUGCUGCUCUUCAGGCCAAUGAAGUAGCCGUGUCCAUCAAGGUGUCUGUCAACCAUGCAGUUGAGGAUGCCUUUGGAAAGCAAGAAAACCUAACUGUGAAAGGCACUGGUGAGCCACUGAUCACAGACAUGCAUAAACCAGGGGAAGGGACUAGUGUCAAUUUAUGUCAUCCUGUUUUCCAAGAGCAGAAAGAGCAUGGGCACCUAAAUGAUGCCCAGAUUGCUCAGAAUUCUUUAUCAAACUCAGAAUCCCUGAAGAUGGGUGACCUUAACCCACAAAGCCUAGAAAGACAGGUGAGCUCUCUGAUGAGCUUCUCUGUACAAAACCAGGCCGGACUUGAAGACAGUUCACAAACUCCCAAGUUUGAAUGUGGAGGUAAUGUUAAAACCUCAUCCAGCCUUUAUGAUUUACCUCUUAAGACACUAGAAAGUAUUUCAUUUGCUCCAGCCCAGCCCAACCUGAGCAGUUCAUCGGGAGCGCCAGCAAUACCUCUAAAAGCCCCAGUUCAGAAAUUCAGCUGCCAGGUUGAGGGCUGCACUCGAACAUACAACUCCUCCCAGAGUAUUGGAAAACACAUGAAGACGGCACACCCUGACCAAUACACUGCUUUUAAAAUGCAGCGGAAGACUAAGAAAGGUCAGAAACCUAACAGCGUAAAUACACCAAAUCAUGGAAAGUGUGUUUAUUUUUUGCCGUCACAAGUGAGCAGCUCUAAUCAUGCUUUUUUUACACCACAGACCAAAGCCAGUGGGAACCCUGCCUGUUCAGCCCAGUUGCAGCAUGUCUCGCCCUCCAUUUUUCCAGCCCAUUUAGCAAGUGUACCUGCUCCAUUGUUGCCCUCAGUGGAAAGUGUCCUAAGUCCAAGCAUGCCUUCUCAGGAUAAACAUGCACAAGAUGCUCUAUUAUGUCCACAGAUGGAAAGUUUGUCUAAUGCUACUUUGCCAGCACAGAUGGAAGACCUAACCAAAACAGUUUUGCCUUUGACAAUUGAUAGCGGCUCAGAUCCUUUCCUUCCGUUACCCACAGAAAACAGCUCUCUCUUCCCUUCACCGGCAGACAGUGAGACUAAUUCUGUUUUUUCCCAACUGGAAAAUAGUACAAACCAUUAUCCCUCACAGACAGAAGGAAACAUGAACUCCUCCUUUCUAAAAGGAGGCAGUAGUGAAAAUGGAGUUCUUCCUUCACAAGUGAAUAUUACAGAUGACUUCAGCAGCACCAGUGGCGAACAGUCUGCAUCUAAGAAAGUGAAAAAAGAACGAGGUCGAGGCCCAAAUGGGAAGGAAAGAAAACCGAAGCACAACAAGAGGGCUAAGUGGCCUGCCAUCAUCAGAGAUGGCAAAUUCAUCUGUAGCAGGUGCUACAGGGCUUUCACUAACCCCAGGUCCCUGGGUGGACACCUGUCCAAAAGGUCAUACUGCAAACCACUGGAUGGAACAGAAAUCGCACAGGAACUUUUACAGAGUGGCAGGCAGCCUUCCCUUCUGGCCAGCAUGAUUCUCUCUCCAAGUGCAGCAGGCAUGCAGCAGCCACACCAGUCUACCUUUCAUCCAGAAGCCUGUUUGAAAGAGCCGUCAUUCCUGCAACUUCUUUCUGUGGAAAAUCGCCCGGCCUUUUUACCAAGUACAUUUCCUAGAUGUGAUGUGAGUAACUUUAGCACGAGUGUUAGUCAAGAAGGGAGUGAAAUUAUUAAGCAGGCUUUAGAAACUGCUGGCAUUCCCAGCACAUUUGAGAGUGCUGAGCUGCUUUCUCAGGUUGUUCCCAUGGGCAGUGUCUCCGAUGCAGCACAGGUAAAUGCAGCGGGCAUGCCAGGGCCAGUUGUGACACCCUUGUUACAGACUGCUUGCCACCAAAACACCUCACCAAACCAGAGUAGAACACCAAAUUCCAAAACUUCCACCAUCAAGGAAUGUAACAGUUUGCCUAUCUUUACAACAAGUGAUUUACUGCUGAAGACUAUUGAAAAUGGUUUAUGCUCCAAUUCAUUCAGUAGUUCUACAGAGCCACCACAAAAUUUUACCAGUAAUGGUGCACAAGUUUCUGUUAUAAGUGGUCCUCAAACUGCAAGAUCCAGUCAUUUGAAUAAAAAAGGAAAUAGUGCGUCUAAGAAAAGAAAAAAAGUUGCUUCUCCAGUAAUUGUAUCUAAUGCUUCCCAAAAUGUGGCACCAACAGACUUAAAAAUGGGACUUACAGCGAAGAAUCUUACAGUCCCUGAUCCUAAUACACGUUCAGACAUGAUUCCAGAUUGUGAACCUCGAGCAUUGGUGGAAAAUCUCACACAGAAAUUAAAUAACAUUGACAAUCAUUUGUUUAUAACUGAUGUAAAAGAGAACUUUAAAGCCAGUCUUGAGGCCCAUACAAUGUUAACCCCUUUAACAUUAAAAACUGAAAAUGGUGAUUCCCGAAUGAUGGCUUUGAGUUCAUGCACACCAGUGAAUUCUGAUUUGCAGGUUUCUGAAGAUAAUGUUAUACAGAACUUUGAAAAGACUCUUGAAAUUAUUAAAACUGCUAUGAAUUCUCAAAUACUUGAGGUUAAAAGUGGAUCUCAGGGUACUGGUGAGACACCACAGAAUGCUCAGAUAAAUUACAGCAUGCAGCUUCCUUCAGUAAACUCUAUCCCAGAUAGCAAGUUACCCGAUUCUUCUCAGUGUUCCUCUUUCCUGACUGUAAUGCCAACAAAAAGUAACAUUCCUCAAUCUGACGCAUUACGUAAGGAGGAUCAGAUACAGGACAUUUUAGAAGGUUUGCGAAAUUUAAAAUUAGAAACCGACCUUGCCACUCCAGCUCCCCAGUGUAUGCCAGUAACCACACCAGUAGCAUUGCCCCCUACUCCCGCUAAAGCAACUCCAAGUACUGUAGUCCAACCAGUUUCCGAAAUACUGCAUAUUCAGCUUAAUGACAGAGUUAAUAAGCCCUUCGUGUGUCACAACCAAGACUGCAACUACAGUGCCAUGACAAAGGACGCCCUGUUUAAACACUAUGGUAAAAUCCAUCAGUAUACUCCAGAGAUGAUUCUUGAAAUCAAGAAGAAUCAGUUAAAAUUUGCUCCAUUUAAAUGUGUAGUACCCACAUGUACCAAAACAUUUACAAGAAAUUCUAAUCUCCGGGCACACUGUCAGUUGGUGCAUCAUUUUACAACAGAAGAAAUGGUAAAGUUAAAAAUAAAAAGGCCAUAUGGAAGAAAAUCUCAAAGUGAAAAUUCGUCAGCUCCACAAAUUAACCAAGUGAAAAAACAACCACUCAUAGCAGAGGAAAUGAAAGCAGAAUCACAGCUGGCCUUAGAGUCACCAGCAGUGACUGAUGAGGCCCUUGAAAGUGUAGCAGUAAUCCCAGACAAACAACUUACAGAAAAAAAAAGUCCUGAGAAACCAGAAAGUUCUUUACAGCCUGUCACAGUCACUGUUGAGCAAUAUAAUGCUAAUCUCGCAAACUUGAAAACCAAAGGAAGGAAAAAUAAGAGGCACAGAAAAGAAAAGGAAGAAAAAAGAGAGAAGAAUCCAGUUUCUCAGUCCUCUGAAUUUCCAGCAAGAUACAGACCCUACAGUUGUGUUCACCAAGGAUGCUUUGCUGCAUUUACAAUACAGCAAAACUUGAUUCUUCAUUACCAGGCUGUACAUAAAUCAAAUCUUCCUGCAUUUUCUGCAGAGGUUGAAGAAGAGAAUGAAGCUGGUAAAGAAAGUGAAGAAACUGAAUCUAAACAAUCAAUGAAAGAAUUUCGGUGUCAGGUGAGUGACUGCUCUAGGAUUUUCCAAGCAAUUACUGGCCUAAUACAGCACUACAUGAAACUUCAUGAAAUGACCCCUGAGGAAAUUGAGAGCAUGACUGCUGCUGUGGAUGUUGGCAAAUUUCCGUGUGAUCAGUUGGAGUGUAAAUCAUCUUUUACAACAUACCUGAGCUAUGUUGUUCAUCUUGAGGUAGACCACGGAAUUGGAGCGCGGACAAGUAAAACGGAAGAAGAUGGCAUAUACAAGUGUGACUGUGAAGGCUGUGACCGCAUAUAUGCGACUCGCUCUAAUCUUCUACGGCACAUUUUUAAUAAGCAUAAUGACAAACAUAAGGCUCAUCUGAUUCGGCCAAGAAAACUAACUGGCCAGGAAAAUAUAUCAAGUAAGGCAAACCAAGAAAAGUCAAAGUCUAAACUUCGGGCAACAAAACACAACAGAUCUGGAAAAGAAGGAAUAAAAAUGCCAAAGACAAAGCGAAAGAAAAAAAGUAAUUUAGAAAACAAGAGUGCAAAAAUUGUGCAAAUAGAAGAAAAUAAGCCUUAUUCUCUAAAACGUGGGAAGCAUGUGUACUCCAUAAAGGCUAGAAACGAUGCCUUGUCGGAGUGUACAAGCAAGUUUGUGACCCAGUAUCCAUGUAUGAUAAAAGGGUGCACUUCUGUUGUUACAAGCGAAAGCAAUAUAAUUAGACAUUAUAAGUGCCAUAAAUUGUCCAAGGCAUUUACAUCACAGCACCGCAAUAUUCUUAUUGUCUUUAAGCGCUAUGGCAGCCCGCAAGAAAAGGAAACCUCUGAACAAGAAGAUGGUAAAAAUGAUGUAAAAGAUCCUGACACAUUUGUGUUAGAGAAAAUUGAUAACUCAAAACCAGCUACCGUUCCACAGGAAGAUGGUAUAAAAGGAGAAAAGGAUGAAAUGGAUGAGCUAACAGAAUUAUUUAUUGCAAAAUUAAUAAAUGAAGAUAGCACAAAUGUAGAAACCCAAGUCAACACUAUAAAGGUAAAUAAUGAUUUUCAGGAAAAUAGUUCCUGCCUAUCAGAAAGACAAAAGACUGGUAAUUUGAAGAGAGUUCAUAAAGAGAAAAACAUCAUACAAAAUAAAAAAAGAAAGGUUGAUAAAACUGAGCCAGAGUUAUUGUUGGAGGUAAAUAAUACACAUAAAGAGGAAGAGACUGCUGUAGCAGUUCAAACCACGGAGGAGCAUCCUGCGUCCUUUGACUGGAGCUCCUUCAAACCAAUGGGAUUUGAAGCGUCAUUUCUCAAGUUUCUGGAAGAGUCUGCAGUGAAGCAGAAGAAAAAUACUGACAGAGACCAUUCAAACAGUGGCACUAAAAGAGGAUCCCAUUCAAAUUCGAGAAGAAAUAUUGAUAAGACUGCUGUGACUGGUGGAAAUCAUGUGCUUUCUUGUAAAGAAAGUGAAAUCUUUGUACAGUUUGCCAAUCCCUCAAAGCUUCAGUGCAGUGAGAAUGUAAAAAUUGUUUUAGACAAGACUCUUAAAGAUUGCUCUGAGCUUGUCCUAAAACAGCUUCAGGAAAUGAAACCUACUGUCAGUCUAGAAAAACUUGAAGUGCUAUCAAAUGAACCAGAUAGAACUGUCUUAAAAGGAGUCAGUAUAGGUAAGGCCGCAGCCAGAGGGCAGUACUGAUGACUCAUGUACUAUAAAUGCAGACCAUUUGUAGUUUUAUUUUAAAUAGAAAGCCAUCAAGCAUGCUGUAAUUGUGAGCUUUGUAAUUUGUUGACGUGAAUUAACCUAGCUUUAAAAAAAUGAAGAAAAAAAAAAAGCCAUGACAUUGGUCAUGUAGAACUUUAUUUUAUCCCUAUGGGACUUGAACAUAAUCAAUACUUCAGUUACUGUAAAUAAUUGAGUUAAGCCUCAAAUUUCUGUCACCCAGCUGUCCUUUCCAUGAAGUAUACUGAAUUGUUUGUGUGACUGGUGUCUCUUCAGCAGAUCGCCACUCAUGUAUAGCAGCAGUUCUCUUUAUUUGUAGAUAGUUUCUUUUGUAUAUAUUAUUGUAAAUCAUUUUGCUGCCACCAGCAGUCUGUAAGUCUAAAUGAGUAAAUGAUACAUUUAUAUUUGCAAUUUUAAUUUUAACGAAGUGAUCAAGUUUUUAAACUUUUAUUGUUUUAAAUUAAGAACUUUUUGAACUAAAACUAGAAACUGCCAUAGUUACUUUUUUUUUUAACAUAAAACAUUUACAAGAUGAUGUCAAGUUCUUUUGCACGGUAGGCACGUUACAACACUCUGCUUUGUGAAUUUGCCAUCCUCUACUCUUGGAUGGUGUUCAUGUGAAAUUAGAGCAGAUUCUUUAGUUUCAUAUAGCUACAGAAUUUUUUUUCUUUUUCCAUUGCUUCUAAUCAGAUAUAGUUACUAUGAGUCCAUGAAAUGUAAUGGAAAUGUGAAUAAAGACUUUACUACGUUGAAGAUUUUAAACAUUGGUAUUUUAAGAUAUCCUUUGUCAAUGUGAUAGAAACUAGUAGUGGAGCAGUGUAAAUAUUCAAGGUGGUGGUUUGUGAAGUAGCCCAGUAUUGCCUUAAAUAAAAUCACAUUUCAGUUGUUCUUUUGUAUGUGACCUUAUACAGAUUUUUUCCUCCCAUUUUCUGAGGUUUAUGGAUGGUGUAUAGCUUUAAACUGUAUAAACUUUUGUGGAAAGAAUUUUUUAGACAUUUUUAUAAAUUUUUAAAUUGGUAUCAUCAAAGUGAGCCCAUCUUGUGUUUAUAAAAUGCAAGAAUCCUUAACAUUUAUAGUUCCAUAGAUGAAACACUUUCUAUAAGGAAGUCAUGUUUUGAUUUUACUGUUUAUAGGCAUUAGGUUGUGCAGAUUUGUCUGUAUUCACGUUAUCUAAUGAUACAAUUUUCAUUAGAUUAGUCCUCAAGAACAGUAUUAGUCAUGAUUGAUUAUUUGAUCAUUCAGUAACUAGUUCUUCUAGCUUAGCUUUAUUCCCCGUCCCUGUGCCGGGAGGUAGGAGGUGCCUGGAGCGCUGACAGCCUCGUGGGAACACAGCUGAAGGCAGUACUGGAAGCAAGCAGCCUCUCCAUAGUCACUUCAUGUUUGACAUCAAUUGCAUUGGUUUUGUUUGUUUUUAUUUUUGGUUUGUUUGCUUUUUUGACAUGUUAUAGAGAAGUUACCUGCACAGUGUUAGCCUGAGCUGUUGUGGUCACAUGAGUGUGUGUUUCCCCUGUACAGCCUCAGACCUGCAGGGGAAUGAAUCACUUCACUGAAAUCGCUGGUCCUCUGAAUAAAUAAGCAUGGUGAAGGAAUGAGCUUAACUUCUUUUGGAAACUUUAACAUUUUAUUAUUAAAGUACUACGGUUUUAUUUGUGGUAUGUGAUGGGUUGUGUUGAGUAGUUGGCCUCACCUUGUUAAGACUUUCAGUGUGCAUAAAGCUGACACAUGAAAAUCCUUACCACUUGGUAAGCCAGCUGUUAUUUAUUAAUGUUAAAUAAAGGUGGUUUUCAUGGUUGAUUUAUAUUUUUUAAACAA
Meriones unguiculatus (Mongolian gerbil) is the source of this 9963-nucleotide messenger RNA. It is a transcript of the gene Znf292, whose product is annotated as zinc finger protein 292. NCBI's taxonomy places the organism in Eukaryota, Metazoa, Chordata, Mammalia, Rodentia, Muridae. Gene Ontology annotation, biological process: regulation of transcription by RNA polymerase II. Bases 34 to 8127 code for a protein of 2697 amino acids. Gene Ontology annotation, molecular function: DNA binding; DNA-binding transcription factor activity, RNA polymerase II-specific. The record is from RefSeq and is a predicted model, not a curated record. Gene Ontology annotation, cellular component: nucleus. The transcript is spliced from 8 exons.